Molecule: messenger RNA, 5421 nt
Organism: Priapulus caudatus
Lineage: Eukaryota; Metazoa; Priapulida; Priapulimorpha; Priapulimorphida; Priapulidae
Product: nuclear pore complex protein Nup214-like
Exons: 25
Coding region: 249-5333 (1694 amino acids)
Biological process (GO): protein import into nucleus; RNA export from nucleus
Cellular component (GO): nuclear pore
Molecular function (GO): structural constituent of nuclear pore; protein binding
Source: RefSeq, a predicted model, not a curated record
UUCGAUGAUUUCGUAUGAAAUGCAUGUUAGCGAGCGUUGCAACAUUUGUCGGUUCUUUUCGUUCGUUUAGUUCAUUUACUAUUUAGUUAUCCACAAUCACAGUCGCAAUAUAAUUACAGUCACGCGAAGUCAAACAGGAGCUGGGUCGCAUGGCCAUUGGCAUUGAUACUGCUUGUACUACUAUGUAGUAUACGUGAAAAAGGGUGAAAAUUAAAACGCCGAAGUGAAUACAGACCAAACAUUUGACAAUGGCAGAACUUCCACCUACCAGGGAUGUCAGUAAAGAGGAGUUUUCCUUCAAGUUGAUGAGAAAGUUCAAAGUGUUCGAGCCACAAAAUAGCGGUCUUGACCAAAGACUAAAAUGGCUUGCUGUAUCCAAUAAAUAUGGACUGACCUUUUUAGUAUAUGGCAAAGGGUUUAAGGUUAUGCAAACCAAGUUUCUGGACGAGAAAGAUGUGGAAGCUGACAGGACACAUGUCGAGCAGUUUCCUGCCAUGGAUGUUCAGCUUUCGUUUGUGCCAAUGCAUGUGGCGUUAAGUUCAGAUGAUCUAACCUUGUCCGUGUGCAGUGUUCGGAGUCAGCAGGUCUUUGCUGACUUGUACGACGUUAGGGCAUUCUAUAAUAAGGACAAGAUGCCAACUCCAUUCCAAACUGUGAGACUAAGCACCACAGAGGGCGCCACGCUACACAACCUUGCAUGGCAUCCCGAGAAUGCUCUCUUGUUUGCCGCGUGCUUGUCUGACGGAACGGUCACUCUCUGUGAGGUGGGAUCAGACGGACGAUCCUAUAACAUGGUCGGAGGUUUGCCCUCGACAACAGGAGCAACUGCAAUUUGUUGGAGUCCAAAAGGCAAGCAGCUAGUUGUGGGAAGCGCCAACGGAACGCUGACUCAAUACAAGCUUACCUUGCAGGUUGCAAAGACUAUCAAUGUGCCACCUAGUGGUGGUCCAGCGCUAAAAGUGCUCGACGUUCUGUGGGUGUCGUCGCACGUGUUUGCAGCCGUUUACGCUAGCGCCGAUGACGAGCCGUCCCAGCAGCCUGUCCUUUACAUCGUUACGUCGUCUAAAUCCGGGCAGGUGAUGUACGUGAACUACGAUGACGUGUGUUUCGGGAGCGGAGACACGAGGAAGCAUAUGUACUACAUGUCCUACAUUACACCCUGGAACGACCUACAACGAGAGAGCCGCACGACGCCACCGAUGCCCGUCUUCCUGCUUCUCUCGACGGCCGGCAUCCUCAACCCGUUCCGCAUGACGUACGCCGCCGCCGGUGGCGCCCCCUUAAUGACGCGCGCCGUCGAGCCGCUGAGCGUCGCAGGGGAGCGGGUCGGAGUGUCGGCGGGCGUCGCCGCCGCCUCGCCUACGUCGUCGACGUCGCCGUUUCCCGAGACACCGAAGGCAAAUCUGUUUACACGCUUUGCCGAGGCAGACAAGGGUACGCCGGCAGCGGGCAUGCCCCCGUUCCCAUCCUCCGGCAGGGGCUUCACCCAGAUCGCCGCUCCGUCGGGAUUCGCAUCGCCCCCUGUGGCGCCGCCGGCAACAGCGACAGCGGCGGCAGGGGUCACCCCGCCUGCGCCGGCGGCGGGCGUGCAGGGUAGAGCGACGAAGGGCAUGAACGGGUUCCAGUUCAGCGUUCCCGCGCCGCCGGCACUGUCGUCGCUCGCCGACUCGCCAGGUGGCGCCCCGGUCACGCCGAGCGCGUUUCGUCCGCCCUCGGCCACCUCGUCCGCGACACCAGGGGGCGCCGCUCCAGGGCUUUCGUCGUUCGGCACAGCUCCGGGUUUCGGCAAGCCGCAGGGUCAGGCGGCCGUGACCUCGCAGAUUGCGGCGGGGUCUGUCGGCGGUGGCGGCGGCGGCGGCGGCGGCGUCGGCAGCAAGCCCGUCGCGAUGACGUCUAGUCUGCAGCCGGCGAAGCCGGCCGUCGUGCAGCCGAAGCCUCAGCAGGCGGUCGCCGUCGGCGCGCACGGCCAGCGGCAGCAGUCUACGCAGGAGAAGGCGUCCGACACGUUGGCGGCGAGCUUUCAGGAGGAGGUGAGGAUGAAGCUGAGGGUGCCGUCCGCCGACAUGGUCUACAACGUCGUCAGCAACAACCGCAACGCGGCGGCGACGCAGGCGCACCGCGUCGAUCGCCUCGCCGCGCAGCUCGCCGACCUGCGGCUGUACAACGCCGCCGCGCGCUGGACCGACAUCCCCGCCUCCGCCGCUCCACCCACCGCCGCCGCCGCGGGACACGACCACGAGAGGACGGUCGACCGCGGUGAUGGCGUGGACCUGUCCGUUCUUGCCGACUCGCUGCUGCAGCACAAGGUCUCCUCGCCGAGUCCCACUAAGCGGCUGUCUCCGGAGGCGCAGAGCAGACUCAAGGAGCUGCUGGGCCGGAGGAAGGUGACGCCUGUGCGAUCCACCGUGCCAGCGAACCUGAUGGUGUCGAAGGUCGUCUCGGUGGAAGCGUUGAAGCGUCAGCUGGAACACGAGCUGGCGUUGGAGGAGAGCGCCUGCGCGGAGCCUGUCGACGACGCCAGGGAUGCUGCCGACGGUGGCGCCACCUCUGCAUUCGGGCGACCACUCGCGCAGCCAGAUGGUGUGACCUCACAAUCGAUUAAGGUCACCCCGGAGGUCACUGCCGGCCAAACGACGCCCCCUGGCAAGCCGGCGGUCGCGUUCGACCAGCUUGCCGCGUUGGCGACGGCAGCCGGUAAACCGGAUGCACCCGUUACUCGGUUCGGUCAGGAGGGCAGCGCGUUCAGUAGCACGGCCUCCGCUGGAGCCGCGGCGGCGGCCGGCAAGACAGCCGCAGUUUUCACCUUCGGAUCGGGCGCCCCGGUACUGGCGACGGCCGGUGGAAAGACGGACACGCUCGGCGCCUUCUCGUUCCAAGCCCCUCCUGCGUUCACCGACGCGUCUCCCGCGGCGAAACCUCCGUUCGGUGGCGGCGGCGAGCAGAAGAAACCGGAGGGCGUUACCGCGGCGACGACAGUGGUCCGGUCCGUGGCUUCGUCCGCCGUGACGGCGCCUUCAGCUUUUCAGUUUAAGGCACAACCAUCCUUCUCUUUUGCGCCAGUGAGCACAGUCUCGUCUGUUGGCACCACCAGCAAAUCAGCAACUGUCGAGCCAAUAUCUACAUAUGCUGUCCUGGAAGACGUUACUCCACCGUCAACCCCCAGUUCAUCCGAACAGGAGGUGGGAGGAACUGUCUGUCCACUCGGACUCAAUGGCAUGACCAUAGAGGAGCUUAACAAAGGGGAAGAGGAAGUUGAGCAGGAGGAAGAGGCGGAAGGGGAGGAGGAAGAAGAAGAGGUGGACGAGGAACCGGAAGAAGGAGAAGGGGACGAAGAGGAAGACACGUUUACGAUCGAGGAGGAGACUGCGUCGACAGACACCGUAGUGUUGGCCCUCGCGUCCUCACAGGCCCCCGCCGCUCCCGCUUCCCAACCAUCCUCUCAGGCCUCGGCAUUCAGCUUCGCUCCCAAGACGAGCCCGGCGACCGGAUCGCUGUUCGCCGGCGCGGCGGCAGCGCCCGCAGCCGGAUCGUCCUUGCUCGGCGCUUUCGGAGGAGUCAAGACGAGUGGCUCGAUCUUUGGGGGCGCGGCCGCGGCAUCGCCGUCAGCGGCGUUUGUCUUCGGGAAGCCGGCCGGCGCCGGGUUCACGUUCGGCAAGACCGCCGUGCAGGCCUCAGCCGCCGCAGCGCAGCCGCCACCGACCUCUGCCGCCGCGGCGUUCACCUUCAAAUCGCCGUCGCAGGCGGCCGACGCUGCGGCAGCACCGUCGUCCGAGUCUGCUACUUCCCCCGCAGCGCAGGCGGCAGUUAGCAAGGGCCAGACGCCUGCUGUGUCGGCGGCAGCAGAGGGAGCGCCCUCUGUUGUCACGUCGGCGGCGGGUGAAGCGAGCGCGGCGGUGAAUUUGAGCUCGGUUUUCUCGUUCACUUCACCGUCGGUCUUCGCAUCGUCCUCGGUUACCACGGCAACGACGGCAGCAGCAGCGCCAACAGUGGCAACAGUAGCGGCAACAAUGACGACAACAUCAGUGGAUGCAACAGCAGCAGAAGCAGCAGCAGCAGCAACUACAACGGCAACGACUACAGCAGCGGCAACAACUGCAACAGCAACAUCAACAACGACAUCAGCAGCACCGGUAACCACGGGAACGUCGUUUGGGCAGCCCGUUGCCGCGGCUACGAGCUCCGUGUUUGGCGGCGCAGGUGCGACCGGAUUCAGUUUUGCGUCGCCGGCUGCUGCCCCAGCCCCUACCGGUCUGUUCGCAAGCUCUGGCUUCGCUUUGCCGUCGAGCGGCACAACAAGUGGCAGCACAUUCGGCGGAGCCUCGACGACGACCGCCGGUGCCACCUCGCCGUUUGGCGCAGCGGCGCCGUUGUCGCCGUUCGGGGGCGCCACCACGACAACGACGGCGGCGGCGACAGCAGCGACCUUCGGCGGUUCCUCAGGGCUGUUCGGAACAGCUCCGGGAAAGCCGCUGUUCGGUGAGGCUACUCCGCCGGCCACGGGAACCUCUCUGUUCGGCGGGGUUGCCACCGCUGCGCAGCCGACGACGACGGGAGCGUUUGCCGGCGCGUCCGUCUUCGGCUCGAAGCCGCUGUUCGAGCAGGCGCCCAGCAGUUCGCUGUUCGGCCAGCAGGGGGCGUUCGGCCAGUCGGCGUUCGGCGGCGCGACGGCCACUACGAGCAGUUCUAUCUUCGGACAGCCGAGUACGUCAGCGGCGGGUGACGGAGGCGGAGGUUUCUUCAGCGGCCUGGGAGGCAAGCCGAGCGCGGAGAACGCAAACAAGAGCGUGUUCGGUGGUUCCAACCAGGUGUUUGGGUCGUCUACGGCACAGGCAACGAGCCUGUUUGGCUCAACUACCAGUACGUUUGGAUCCGCACCAAAAGAUGCACAGGCGUCUAGUCCAUUCGGCAGCGGAAGUGCAUUUGGAGGAGCGAGUGCAGGGGGUUUUGGAUCGCCACCAGCCUUCGGGGGAGCUCCUGGGUUCGGGGCUUCUCCCCAGGGAUUCGGCGGCACGGCUUCCUUCUCUAACCCGCUGGGUGGUAGUGGCGGCAAGGUGUUCGCCGGGGAUUCUACUGCAGGCUUUGGCGGGGGUUUCGCCGGCAACAGCGCCGGUCCGACGUUCGGCUCGCUGGCCGCUCAGACGGGCGCCACGGGCUUCGGCUCCCUGGCUGCGGGCGCGCAGAGUCCGACGUUCGGCAGUCUACAGCCGCAGCAGCCGCAGCAGCCGCAGGGAUUCGGUGGGAGUGCUGGAGGCUUCACACAGCAGCAGCAGCAACAGCAGCAGCAGCAACAGCAGCAGCAGCAGCAGCAACAGCAGCAGCAGCAGCAGCAGUAGCAGCAGCAGCAGCAGCAGCAGCAGCAGCAGCAGCAGCAACAGCAGCAGCAGGGAUUCGGUGGGACUGCUGGAGGCUUCACGCAGCAGC